CGUGUGUGAAUCGUGCCCUGGCCUCCUCGUGCUUAUUGAGAUUAUCUUGCACUGCUUGAGUUAGAUUUGGCAAUAUGGCUGCUCCGCCGGCUGCUCCCAAGGGCGGCCUGUCUCUUUAUGCCAACCUACUUGAUCCGUCAGAUACUCCCUCCGCCUCGAGUACCAUCUCCCGCGCCCCGGUAGUAUUCAAGCAAGCUACCGAUGGUGAAUCUCAACAAGAUGACGCAGCUUCAAAGAAGCAGCAGAUAAGUGCUGCCUCUUUACGAUUUCAACCCACCAAAAGACCUCAAUUACCUUCUCAGAAACUGAAAGCGAAGCCCGGUAUACCCAAGCCUCCUGUUCUCCCCACUUCUGCGAGCCUAGUGAGCCAAGGCACCACACCCGCUCCCGCAACAGGUGCAGCCGGGCCUCAGGCGAAAAGCACCCUUGCCGACUGGACUGCCACGGCGGAUGAUGAUGACGUGAACGGAUUUUAUGGGGAGAAAAGACAACGCGGUGGCCGGAAAAAGCGCAAGAAGAAUCGCGACGCAGAGGUAGUUUAUAACUGGGAUGACAUUUAUGACCCAUCCCGCCCAAACAACUAUGAUCAAUACAAACAUAGCGACGAGAAGAUUAGGGAAGUCAGAGAAUGGAAAGAUCGCCUGUAUGCUCACCGAAUGGCCAGAAGGAUGAGCAGCGAUAUGGAAAGCGAUGACGAUUAUCGAAGAAGGCCGAUGAAUAAGCAAUUUGCACCCCCUACACAGUUUGCACCCCCGCCCAACCUUAACGACAUCCCUCGGGAGCCAUCUGCGCCGAAUUCUCCAGUCACGGAAGUCGUUCCGCCACCUACAGCACCCCUGCUGGACGAUCAAACUGGGGAAGAUGCAUUUGCACGGCGUCUUCGGAUGAGCCAAAGCAUAGCACAGACCUCAGAUAUAGCUGCGGAAUAUUCUAUUCCUCCACCUCCCCCGGAAGAGAUUCCGCCCGAGCCAACACCAGCAACGUCCAGAGACGCAUACUCUUCAGCAACCAUCUCCCGCGCGCCUGUUAGAUAUACUUUACCUCCUCCUCCGGAAGACAUACCUGCAACUGAGGAAGAACUCGAAGCCGCCUUUGCGAAAGAAACUGAGGAAGAGCCAGAGGGUGGUGAGGGAGCACCGCGCUCUCUACGCCCGGGACAAAAGGGGUUCGCAGAAAGGCUUCUAUCAAAAUAUGGAUGGACAAAGGGAUCUGGUUUGGGUGCUAGCGGGACGGGUAUAGUCAAUCCGCUCCAAGUCAAGGUUCAGAAACAAAAGAAAAGGCCAGAUGCGGAGGGUGGAGGCUUUGCCACCCCAGCUGGACGGGGUAAAAUCAUUGGUGGACAUCAGAAGAAGCAAGAAGAAGGCAAGUUUGGUGCUAUGAGCGAGGUGGUGGUGCUUCAUGGAAUGUUGGAUGGAAUGGACCUGGAUGCGGAGCUGGAAGCUGGGGAUGACGGAGGUUUGAUGCAGGAGAUUGGUGACGAAUGUGGCGAGAAGUACGGACGCGUGGAGAGAGUCUUUAUCGAUCGGUCUGCCAAAGGCCAAGUGCCUGUCUUCGUAAAAUUUACAAACCAGCUAUCUGCUUUACGGGUGAGUGGACUGCUCUUGAACGGUAAGUCAACGGUAUUGACUGUAUUCCUCACUUUAGGCUGUGAACGCCCUUGA
Messenger RNA from Coccidioides immitis RS, 1661 nucleotides. RefSeq names its product G-patch DNA repair protein. Lineage: Eukaryota; Fungi; Ascomycota; Eurotiomycetes; Onygenales; Onygenaceae. Gene Ontology annotation, cellular component: precatalytic spliceosome. The record is from RefSeq and is a predicted model, not a curated record. Gene Ontology annotation, biological process: mRNA cis splicing, via spliceosome. Gene Ontology annotation, molecular function: nucleic acid binding. The coding region runs from base 75 to 1661 and encodes 528 amino acids. The transcript has 4 exons.